Molecule: messenger RNA, 1102 nt
Organism: Exserohilum turcica Et28A
Lineage: Eukaryota; Fungi; Ascomycota; Dothideomycetes; Pleosporales; Pleosporaceae
Exons: 2
Coding region: 1-978 (325 amino acids)
Biological process (GO): D-ribose metabolic process
Molecular function (GO): ribokinase activity
Source: RefSeq, a predicted model, not a curated record
AUGUCCAAAUCCGCAGUCAUUUCCGUAAUCGGCUCUCUAAAUGUCGACCUUGUCACGCGCACAGCGCGUAUCCCCGUCGGCGGCGAAACGCUCGCCAGCGAAUCUUUCAACAUUGGCUGGGGCGGCAAAGGCGCCAAUCAAGCCGUAGCAUGCGCACGCCUCUCGCGCACGAAAGCGCAAGCCAGCGCCUCGCAAGCCUCGGAUGUCGAGGUGCGAAUGGUGGGAGCAGUAGGCCAAGACGAAUUCCACCAGGGCUUCUUGAAAGCAUUGCGAGACGAUGGUCUGAACACGGACAGGGUGGAGAUUCUGCCGGGGAAGAAGACGGGCGUCGCAGUCAUUGUGGUUGAGACGGGCUCGGGAGAGAACCGCAUCAUGUUCAACGCCGGUGCGAACGGCGAGGUGCCCGUCAAGGAUCUGGUCGAUGCCGACGCGGGUGUGGCUCUGUUUCAACUCGAGUUGCCGUUGCAGGUUGUGUUGCACAACAUGGCGAUUGCGCGCCAAAAGGGUGUGGAAACUAUCAUCAAUCCCGCGCCCGCAGUGCCGCUACCUGCAGAGGCGUAUCAGGGGCUCGGCCACCUCAUUGUCAAUGAGACAGAGGCGGCGAUUCUGAGCGGUAUCGAAAAGCCAACCAACUGGGAUGAGGUUGCAGCCGUUUUCAUUGCGAGGGGUGUGAAGAAUGUCAUCAUCACACUCGGAGGAGAGGGAGUCUACUACAAAACAGCUAAGCAACAAGCUUCAUCCCAGCCAGGAGUCAUUGUGCCAGCACGCAAAGUCCAAGUCGUCGAUACGACCGCUGCUGGCGACACCUUUGCUGGUGCCUACACUGUUGCUGUAGCGCGCUGGAAGGCCAUGGCGCAGGGUGCUGACUUUGAUCUUGACGCUGCCAUUGCCAAAGCAAAUCGAGCUGCAUCCAUGACAGUGCAGAGAGAGGGCGCACAGUCGAGUAUUCCGUGGGCAGACGAAGUCCCCGAGUCAUGAUGGGGAAGGGCAAAGUAGCUAUGGUAACAUUUUUGUUGAUGGAUAGAUCAACAUGACGUUUGAUGUACCUGGGAUGUUGGAAGUUUCUGUUCCCACCAAUGGUUUCGAGUAAUCUCGCAAUCGC